Messenger RNA from Neomonachus schauinslandi (Hawaiian monk seal), 4592 nucleotides. It is a transcript of the gene PNPLA7, whose product is annotated as patatin like phospholipase domain containing 7. The transcript has 36 exons. The record is from RefSeq and is a predicted model, not a curated record. Gene Ontology annotation, molecular function: phosphatidylcholine lysophospholipase A1 activity. Gene Ontology annotation, cellular component: endoplasmic reticulum. Lineage: Eukaryota; Metazoa; Chordata; Mammalia; Carnivora; Phocidae. The coding region runs from base 85 to 4155 and encodes 1356 amino acids. Gene Ontology annotation, biological process: lipid metabolic process.
CAAUGCGCUGGGAGGUGCGACGUCCGCGGCGGGGCGGCGGGGGUAGUGACGGGGGCGCGGGCGUCGGGAGCGCGCUGUCCCGCCAUGAAGCAAGAGGAGGAUGCCAGCCCAGAGGCUGGCUUCUGUCUGGGUGCCGCCCUGCAGUCCUGGGGGCUGCAGUUGACGGAACAGCAUUCACAGUCCACCAUGCUGAUGGGGAUUGUGAUUGGAGCCCUCCUGGCCCUGGCCCUCGUUGGCAUCACCGUCUUCUUUGUGUACAGAAGGGUUAACCGAUUCCGACAAGUACAGCCCACUCCUCAGUACAGGUUCCGGAAGAGAGACAAAGUGAUGUUUUAUGGCCGGAAGAUCAUGAGGAAGGUGACCACGCUGCCCCACACACUUGUGGGGAGCACAGCAGCCCCCCGGCAGCGGGUGAGGAAGAGGACCAAGGUGCUGUCUUUGGCCAAGAGGAUUCUGCGUUUCAAAAAGGAAUACCCAACCCUGCAGCCAAAGGAACCACCACCCUCCCUGCUGGAGGCUGACCUCACGGAGUUUGACGUGAAGAAUUCUCACCUGCCGUCAGAAGUGUUGUACAUGCUGAAGAACGUGCGGGUCCUGGGCCACUUCGAGAAGCCACUGUUCCUGGAGCUUUGCAAACACAUGGUCUUCGUGCAGCUUCUCGAAGGGGAACAUGUCUUCCAGCCGGGGGAGCCGGAUACCAGCAUCUAUGUGGUGCAGGAUGGGCGCCUGGAAGUCUGCAUCCAGGACGCGGACGGCACUGAGGUGGCGGUCAAAGAGGUUCUGGCCGGAGACAGCGUCCACAGCCUCCUCAGCAUCCUGGACGUCAUCACCGGCCACACUGCUCCAUACAAAACCGUGUCUGCCCGCGCUGCUAUCCCUUCCACCGUCCUCCGGCUCCCAGCGGUGGCUUUUCAAGGAGUUUUUGAGAAGUAUCCUGAAACCCUGGUGAGGGUGGUGCAGAUCAUCAUGGUGCGGCUGCAGAGGGUCACCUUUCUGGCUCUGCACAACUACCUGGGCCUGACCACAGAGCUCUUCAACCCGGAGAGCCAGGCCAUCCCCCUGGUGUCUGUGGCCAGUGUGGCUGCCGGGAAGGUCAGAAGGCAGGCAUGCUGUGUCUCCGAGGAUCGUCUUGAGAGGCCCCUGCGGCCCCAGGAGUCCUGCGAUCCAGCAGAUCGAGGGGGCAGCCGUGCAGCAGCCUCUGGGCCUCUGCUGCAGAGGAGCCAGUCCUUCCCGCUGCCUUCUGUCCACGAAGAGAUCCUGGAUGAGUUCGGCAAGGCCCAGGCAGGUGACCAGGCCCCUUUCGCUCCACCAGGGAGCACCUCAGACCUGAGGAUGGCGUGUGACCGUGCCAGGGUCCUCCUCCAUGCAGAGGAACGCCCUGGGAGCGCCGUGGCCAGCAAGUCCAAGAAGAGCGUGAUUGUUGCAGACGCUCCCUCUGCAGUCUUCCAGUACUCAGAGACUAACUCAGAUGAGACUGUCUCCAGCAGGAAGACAGAUGCCAUUCUCAGGGCCGCCAAGAAGGACUUGCUCACCCUGAUGAAGCUGGACGACGCCUCGCUCUUGGAUGGCCGGGUGACGCUUCUCCAUGUUCCGGGGGGCACAGUGGUGUCGAGGCAGGGAGACCAGGACGUGAACAUCCUCUUUGUGGUCUCGGGGCUGCUGCACGUGUACCAGCGGAAGAUUGACUGUGAGGAGGACACCUGCCUGUUCGUCGUGCGCCCCGGGGAGGUGGUGGGGCAGCUGGCCGUGCUCACGGGGGAGCCCCUCAUCUUCACCAUCAAGGCCAACAGGGACUGCAGCUUCCUCUCCAUCUCCAAGGCACACUUCUAUGAAAUCAUGCGGAAGCAGCCGACGGUGGUCCUGGGUGUCGCGCACACCGUGGUGAAGCGAGUGUCGUCGUUCGUGCGGCAGAUCGACUUCGCGCUGGACUGGAUGGAGGUGGAGGCCGGGCGCGCGGUAUACAGGCAGGGGGACAAGUCAGACUGCACCUACAUCGUCCUCAGUGGCCGGCUACGCUCGGUGAUCCGGAAGGACGACGGCAAAAAGCGCCUGGCGGGGGAGUAUGGCCGCGGAGACCUCAUUGGUGUGGUGGAGACGCUCACCCACCAGGCCAGGGCGACGACAGUGCAUGCUGUUCGGGACUCCGAGCUGGCCAAGCUUCCGACAGGAGCCCUGACAUCCAUCAAGCGCAGGUACCCACAGGUUGUGACGCGGCUGAUUCAUCUCUUGGGUGAGAAGAUUUUGGGCAGCCUCCAGCAGGGAACUGCGACAGGUCACCAGUUUGGGCUGCACACCACAGGCAGCAAGUGGGACUCGGGGAACCCCGCCAGCAACCUCUCCACGGUGGCUGUCAUGCCUGUGUCCGAGGAUGUGCCCCUCACCGCCUUUGCCCUGGAGCUCAAGCACGCCCUCAGUGCCAUCGGCCCCAUCCUGCUGCUGACCAGUGACAACAUAAAACAGCGCCUUGGCUCCGCUGCUCUGGACAGUAUCCACGAGUACCGGCUGUCCAGCUGGCUGGGGCAGCAGGAGGACAUCCACCGGAUCGUGCUCUACCAGGCGGACAGCACGCUAACACCUUGGACCCAGCGCUGCAUCCGGCAAGCUGACUGCAUCCUCAUCGUGGGCCUGGGCGAGCAGGAGCCCACGGUGGGCGAGCUGGAGCGGAUGCUGGAGAGCACAGCCGUGCGUGCCCAGAAGCAGCUGAUCCUGCUGCACCGGGAGGACGGGCCAGCACCCUCCCGCACCGUCGAGUGGCUGAACAUGCGGAGCUGGUGCUCUGGCCACCUGCACCUCUGGUGCCCCCGCCGCGUCUUCUCCAGGAGAAGCAUGCCCAAGCUGGUGGAAAUGUACCAGCGAGUCUUCCAGAGGCCCCCAGACCGGCACUCGGACUUCUCCCGCCUUGCUCGGGUGCUGACUGGCAACGCCAUUGCCUUGGUGCUUGGGGGAGGGGGGGCAAGAGGCUGUGCCCAGGUCGGCAUCAUCCGGGCCCUGACGGAGUAUGGCAUCCCUGUGGACAUGGUUGGAGGGACGUCCAUCGGGGCCUUCAUGGGGGCCCUGUACUCCGAGGAGCGGAACUACAGCCAGAUACGGAUCCGGGCCAAGCAGUGGGCUGAGGACAUGACAUCGAUGGUGAAGACUGUGCUGGACCUGACCUACCCUAUCACGUCCAUGUUCUCGGGGGCCGGCCUUAACAGCAGCAUCUGUAGCGUCUUCAAGGACCGGCAGAUCGAGGACCUGUGGAUCCCCUACUUCACCAUCACCACAGAUAUCACGGCCUCUGCAAUGCGGGUCCACACGGAUGGCUCCCUGUGGAGGUACGUGCGUGCCAGCAUGUCUCUGUCAGGCUACAUGCCUCCCCUCUGCGACCCCAAAGAUGGACACCUGCUGAUGGACGGGGGCUACAUCAACAACCUGCCAGCGGAUGUGGCCAGGUCUAUGGGGGCAAAGGUGGUGAUUGCCAUUGACGUGGGCAGCCAGGACGAGACGGACCUCACCAACUACGGCGACGCCCUGUCUGGGUGGUGGCUGCUCUGGAAGCGCUGGAACCCCUUGGCCUCAAAAGUCAAGAUGCUUCGACGGCAGCAGGUGUUGAACAUGGCAGAGAUCCAGACACGCCUGGCCUAUGUGUGCUGCGUCCGGCAGCUGGAGAUGGUGAAGAACAGUGAGUACUGUGAGUACCUGCGCCCCCCCAUCGAUAGCUACGGCACUCUGGACUUCGGCAAGUUCAACGAGAUUUGCGAAGUGGGGUACCAGCAUGGGCGGACAGUGUUUGACAUCUGGGGUCGGAGUGGUGUGCUGGAAAAGAUGCUGCAGGACCGACAGGGGACAAGCAAGAAGGCAUGUGAUGUCCUCACCUGCCCCAACGCCUCCUUCACUGACCUUGCCGAGAUUGUGUCACGCAUUGAACCCGCCAAGGUAGCCACGGUGGACGACGAGUCUGACUACCAGACCGAGUAUGAGGAGGAACUGCCAGACGGCCCAAGGGAUGCGUAUGCUGACUUCCAGAGUGCCCCGGCCCACGUGGGCUCGGACUCGGACGACGAGUCCUCACUUCGGCAUCGGAGCCCCAGUCUGGCUUCCCAGGACUGCCCCCGGACUCCUGCCCCUAGCACUCUGACCAGGAUGGGUAGAGGUCUCCACUCAGAUGCACCCUAGAGCAGCAUCUGCUGUGGGCCUCCCUCAGAGACCCUGGCUCCUACAGCUCCUGGGGCUCUUCCCAGCGGGCCAGGAAGACCGGCUGGGGCCUAGGGCCCGUGAGCCACUGAGUCCAGCUUCUCUUGUGCUGGAGCCCAAGCUGCGCUGGGUGCCUCUGCCCGUCUGCACUGGCAGCUUCUGGUGGGGCUCUCGGUCCUGGCACCCUCUGUGCACAACGGCAGUCCCAGGGGCCGUGCCCGCCCCCGCGGGGCUCUCGGAGGCCUCGGAGACCUGUCGGAGCCCCUGGUGCACCUGCUUGAUGUGUCAAUAAAGGUAGAUCUGACUGUGUGUGGACAUGUCCCUUGCCCAGGUCCUCGUGGCAGAGAGGAACACGAUGGCCCUGACUGGAGCCGGGGAGCAGCCGCGGCCCCCAUCACUGGUCCACCGUGGGGUUGGGG